CGAGAUAUCAGUCAUUUACAAUUUUAAAAUAUCACAAUGUUGUAAACAUUUAACUUUUGGAGCUUUUGAAGAAUGGGGAUAAUCAUAAUUUUGUACUUCUGUAUUGGAUUUCAAGGCAUGGUCACAGGGACGAAAUCUCUUUCUGUGCAGACAUUUAAGGACUACAUACGUAUUUCUUGGACCCAAAUUGCGCAACCACCGGAACAAUGGACACUCACUUACAAUGUGAUGGGAACCAGCUACCAUUCCGUUGUAAAAGUUCCAGGGAACCAAAAUAACGCCAAAAUUUACACUACGAAUUACCCCGGAAUGUUUUAUCAAAUCAAACUUUUUGCAUCAAACAAUGGAAGCGAAACAAGUAAAGGAAUCGGAUUUGGAAUAUCAGAUUGUUCGAAUCAUAUAAAUACAACCCUCGGAUCUUCUUAUCCGUUUGAAUCAUUCGGAUAUCCUGGUGGCUUAAUGUUUGGCGCCAUCUGCACAUGGGAUUUUAUCGGCAGUAACGACACAUGGUUUAGAGUUCACUUUGAAGAUUUUGAUAUUGGAAAUAAUUCUUGCAAUAGUUAUCUAAAUGUAGGAAAUUCGAAAAUAUGUGGUAACGACAGUUUUAAUGGAACGUUGAUUAUACAGGAAAGACAACUGUCAAUGAGACUUCACUACAGGGAGACAACCUCCACUAAGGGGAUCAAAUUCACAGUAUCCGCAAUUCGUCGACUGGAAAGUCCGACAAAUGUAACAGCUAGGAUCGUGGACAAUAAUAUCCGCGUGGAAUGGCAACAACCAAACUACCACCCUCUGAAUUAUUCUUACAUCUUGAGGGUAUCACAUUUUCCGUUCAAGUCACACUUGGAUCUUAAUGUUGACGGAAACAAGACCAGGUAUGAGUUUGAAGUGACCAGUCACCAUGGACAGAACUUCAGUGUACAGCUACAAGCCGUGUCCGCGGACCUUUCUAGUCGUUUUACAGAUCCAGUGUUUACUUUAACAAAUUGUGACAAAGCUGUUUUCUUGAAAGCUACAGAAACUUUUACUCUCCAAACAGAGCAGUACCCACACUAUUAUCUCCCAGGACUGACAUGUCACUUCCGGUUCCAAACGGAAGAUGAUUUUCUUAUGCGCAUCCAGACUUACGACCUUGACAUUGGAGGCGGGAAAAUGUGUGACAAGACUUAUCUACUGGUCGAUAAUGUUGGCAAGUUUUGUGCGGAUUCUGUCCCUAGAACACACUUGAUUGUAAAUAAAUCAUCUAUGACAAUGACCAUAGCUACGAGUAAUGACGUCAUCGGGAGAGGUGUCAACAUAAGUAUCACUUCUGUCGCAAAACCACCAGAUGUACCUAUUGACGUCACUGCUUCUGAACAUGGUGAUCUAAUACAUCUUGCAUGGAAACCACCGUUACAACGGCAAGCUUACAUCAAAGGAUAUAAAAUACAGUAUUUCAUAGCACCAAGUACUCCAGGAGCAACUGUAUCUGUUGACAAAGAUGUAAACAAUCUAACAGUGAACACACAAGAUCAUCCCGGCAGGUUGUUUGCAAUUAGAAUAGCUGGAUUUAAUGACGGAGGAGUUGGUAACUUCAGCCAUCCAUUUUAUGUUCGAGCGGGUUGCGGCCGUAGUUUCCACCUUUCGCGGCUUGAGAGCGUAAAGAUCACAUCCCCAACACACGAUGGACUCUACGAAGCGGAAGUUGUGUGUCACUGGACCGUCCAAACUGACUCGCCUUUAUGGAUCAAGAUAAACGUCCACAAGUUGAUCUUAGAAGAUUCUGCUAACUGCACCAGGGAUUAUGUGAACGUGACUGGGAUCGGUCGUGUUUGUGGGUCACGUGACAAAUUUGACACUGUCGUUGUAAAAGAUACAAAGAUAGAAAUCAUAUUCAGAACUGACUAUCAAAUUGAAAGUGAAGGUUUUAUCUUUGAUGUUGUAGCUGUAGGUCGUGCACCUGGAGUACCUGAAAGUGUGAAUGUGACUGGGGCAGGAUUUUCUAUCAUGGUCAACUGGUCACCACCACAGCUUCACAGACGUUUUGUGACAGGCUAUAUCAUUCAUUACAAAUUUUAUGGUGAAAGCGUUAACAACCAUAGCAGAGUUGGCCCGGACACAUUUUACCAUGUAUUAGAUAUGACGUCAUAUCCGGGACGUCUUGUAGAAAUAUGGCUACAAGCCUCUGGUGAUACAGAGGAUAGCAUUUCAACAAAUACGACAUUAAUACGAAGUGAAUGUGGUCAAAGAUUGUUUUUGUCAUCAGUCAAAUACAUUUCUUCUCCGUAUUUCCAAAACAAUUUGUACAACAAUUUACAAUGUACCUGGGUAAUUGAAACAAUGAAACAAUUAAAUCUAGAAGUAACAUUUAUUCGGCUAAAUUUGAACAACAAUGAAAACAGAUGCAACAACUUUGUCCGUUUAAACAACAAUUCUUAUUGUGACGACUCUAAAGAAGGCAAUGGUGUAGUUUUGAAUGGUACAUCGCCAGUAGUUCUUCAGUUCCACACGUGGCCAUCAGGUGUUGGAGUAUACUUCCUUCUCAAAGUAGAGCCAAUAACAAAUAACCUUAUUGAAUCUGAAACAUCAAGUAAUGUGCCAAGUUUUUCCGAAGGCAUUUAUUCGUCAACGCCGCUAUUAUUGACAUCAUACUUGGGAACUCUUUUGGCGUCAUCGUUAUUGAUGUCAUCUCAGGAGGUUCAAACACAAGCGAAAACUUCUGGAAAUACAAAGAGUUUAGAGAAAUCAUACAUACCCUCAACAAUGUCGAGUAGUUUCACAUAUUUUCCGAAAAAGGUAUCGUCAACAGCUUCUGUCGAUAGCAGCAAAACAGAUUUAAGACCCAGCAAUUAUCAGGUAUCAUCGUUGAAUAAAACUCUAUUUUCAACUGUGGACAGUAGGUCUAAUUGUAACAAUAAGGAAUUAAUAUCAUCUGGGAUAUCUGAUAUUUUACCAACAGAGGCAUCGUCUUGUUUUACCCAGAUAUCAGCAUCGAUGACGUCCACCGCUUCCUUAAAGAUGGUUAUGACAGAACAAACAUUAGAUCAAGAUCAACAGUUCAUCUUAACUAAAGCAUCAUAUAUUUCGUCACUAUGUUUUACAGAAGGAUCCCAAUCUUUCACAAGUUCAUCGACAGCACAUUCCAGGAUUGUUUCAGAGAGUCUUACGGACUUCUCUUUUAAACUACCAACUGGCCAAAACCACGCUAUUUUUUCGCCAGGUUUGUCUGAUUCCGUGCUUUUUUCGUAUUCCUUUACGACCGAUUUAAAUGGAAGCAAAUUUUAUCCUACGGCAACACCAUUUAUAUCACCAACGCCCAGUAAUGUUCAAAUAAAAUCAAUAGCAUUAACUGUGUCUGAUGUGAUUUCGUUGGCAAGAACAAAUAUAACGACUCGAUAUCUUCAAAUAAAGCCGACAUCACUUGAAAUAAAGCCACCGUUUGACAUAAUGUCGUAUGAGCCCAGAAUAAAACCAACUGCUCUUGAGGUAAAACCAGAUUUGUUAAAAAUUGAGCCAAGCGGACUCGAAAUAACGCCAUCAACACUUGAAAUAUCGUCAACUGUGCUUAGAAUAAAGCCAACGGCAGCAUACUUGGAGAAAGAAAAUGAAACGAACAAUGGACAAGGCAUCAGUGAAUUGUUACAUAACACUCAUAUGCUUCAAACGUCUCACUUAGUGACCAUACCGGCAAUAAUAACAGUAUCUCUGAACGAUGUAAACAAAGUCAGACCAUCCAGGGAUGCAGGAAUAAAAGAUGUUUUGGUACACACCAAAAAUAAAGAUAUUAAAGAACAAGAAAGAGUUCCGUCAAGCGGGUAUUCGUUUAGAGAAUUCCACGAUCAGUUUGUUGGCAUUUUAGUCUGUGCUUUAUUCAUUAAAAUGCUAAAUAUCUAAUUAAGGUAUCCUGUUAAUCAAAACUAGCCAUGUAAUGAUAAUCUGAUUGAAAUGUACAUGAAACAACAAAAUAAGACGAAUUGCUUCGUAAACUUCAUCUUUUCUACUCAUUUGCCAUUGGUGUGAUGGACGUUAUAUACUACACGUACUAUACUGAGAGAUAUAUAUUCUUGCCGUGACACGGAUAAUGUUCAUUUGAUUUGGGACAUUCCAUUGAUGAUUUUGAGAAGUGUUUAAGAUUAAAAAUAAACAUGAUAUCAUUGACACAGUGGAGAUAUGUCAGAGUUUAGAUAGACAUGUACAUGUACAUGUAUCUGACUUUGCUUUUUUGUCAUAAUAU
This is a messenger RNA of Ruditapes philippinarum (Manila clam), 4213 nucleotides long. RefSeq lists its product as uncharacterized. The transcript is spliced from 12 exons. Lineage: Eukaryota; Metazoa; Mollusca; Bivalvia; Venerida; Veneridae. Bases 73 to 3873 code for a protein of 1266 amino acids. The record is from RefSeq and is a predicted model, not a curated record. Gene Ontology annotation, molecular function: protein binding.